Molecule: messenger RNA, 1178 nt
Organism: Pipra filicauda (Wire-tailed manakin)
Lineage: Eukaryota; Metazoa; Chordata; Aves; Passeriformes; Pipridae
Gene: GSTO1
Product: glutathione S-transferase omega 1
Exons: 6
Coding region: 67-795 (242 amino acids)
Biological process (GO): glutathione metabolic process
Cellular component (GO): cytoplasm
Molecular function (GO): glutathione dehydrogenase (ascorbate) activity; glutathione transferase activity
Source: RefSeq, a predicted model, not a curated record
GGCGGCGCUGGGGCGAGAGAGGCACGGUGGGAGGAGGCGGAUCGCGACACAUCGCAUAGUAUCGAGAUGGCGAACGAUCGCUCCCGCAGCCUGGGCAAGGGUAGCGCGGCGCCGGGGCCCGUGCCCGAGGGGCUGCUGCGGCUGUACGGCAUGAGGUUCUGCCCCUUCGCGCAGAGGACGCGCCUGGUUCUCCGCGCCAAGGGCAUCAGCCAUGAAGUAGUCAACAUCAAUCUGAAGAACAAACCUGACUGGUUCUUUGAGAAGAACCCCUCUGGGCUGGUCCCUGUUCUGGAGACCAGCAAGGGCCAACUGAUCUGGGAGUCCCCAAUCACUUGUGAAUAUUUGGAUGAGGCAUUUCCAGAGAAGAAGCUGAUGCCUUCAGACCCAUAUGAGCGAGCCCGUCAGAAGAUGAUCUUGGAAGACUUCUCAAAGAUAACACCCUUACUUUUCAAGCAUGUUUUGGCAGUCAAAGAUGGACAAGACACCACAGCACUGAAAGCAGAGAUUGCUGAAAAGUUUGGCAAAUUUGAAGAGAUUCUGUCCAAACGCAACACUGUGUUUUUUGGUGGGAACUCCAUCUCUAUGCUUGACUACAUGAUCUGGCCGUGGUUUGAACGCCUGGAAGCAUUCCAGCUGAAAGACACUUUGAAUCACGCACCAAAGCUCCAACGCUGGAUGGAGGCCAUGAAGGAGGACCCUGCUGUCAAGGCUACAAUGACUGACACACAGACAUUCAAGAACUACCUCCAGCUGUAUUUGGUGAACAGCCCUGAGGCAUGUGAUUAUGGGCUCUGAGGUGCCAGUAGGCAUGAGCUUGCUGAAGUGUCAGUGCUGUUUUUCAGUGUGGGGACUUAGUGUAAUUUGAUGUGGGCUCUUCUGUGGUUGCAUUUCAUGAUUGGGAAUAAAUCUGUGCUGAAAAACUGAGAAACCUGCUGUGAACUCCACUUCUUCCUGUCAUGAGAAGGAUGUGCUGGCUUGAAGCAGGAAAUGGAAAGUCAUUGCCAGCCAUAUAUAUUGCAUAAGGGAAGAUGUUGUUACUCAGAGGUGAUGGUCUGUAAUCUCUGGCCUCUUCGUAGGCAUUGCUGGUGGGCAGUCCCUGAACUGAUGCUGUUAACGUGAUUUAAAAAUUGUAAUACUGGUGUCCUGAAAAUGAAUAAAAAGCAAACAAUGUCUUUAAA